Talaromyces proteolyticus is the source of this 1341-nucleotide messenger RNA. RefSeq names its product clathrin light chain. Gene Ontology annotation, cellular component: clathrin coat of coated pit; plasma membrane; clathrin coat of trans-Golgi network vesicle. The coding region runs from base 216 to 941 and encodes 241 amino acids. The record is from RefSeq and is a predicted model, not a curated record. Gene Ontology annotation, biological process: clathrin coat assembly; intracellular protein transport; clathrin-dependent endocytosis. Gene Ontology annotation, molecular function: clathrin heavy chain binding; structural molecule activity. The transcript is spliced from 4 exons. Lineage: Eukaryota; Fungi; Ascomycota; Eurotiomycetes; Eurotiales; Trichocomaceae.
GCAAUGCUUAAGGUAGAUGAGCUCCGUCCAGUGAGAUCCAUAAAGGAAGCUCCGCAAAGGCGGUGGCAGAAAGCGGCCGCCCGAUCAUAGUGAUUGUUGGCAGACACCGUUUACAACACUGCCAGUAAUAAUCUCAACUAAUAACAAUAUCCUCACUGGUGCCUUUUCAUUACUCUGUGUGCAACCUAAAUUCCGAUCGCAUAACACCUGACAAAAUGGCCGACCGUUUCCCUUCUCUAGACGAUUUCAACGAAGGCCAAACUGAGGUCGUCGACACCAACGGCGCUGCUGAUAACGACGAUUUUUUGGCCCGUGAACGAGCUGCUCUCGGCGAUGACGCCGACCAAUUCGCUACGCCUAACGAUCGCACUGCAACUGUAGAAGAGGACGAUGACCUCUUGGGCGGUGAACCCGCGCCUCAACAGACUGGAGCGGAAGAGAUCUCAGGUUUUGAAUCGUCAUUUCCUGCAAUUGAAACCGGCAAUGAGGCAGUUGCUCCUGGCGGAACCAUAACUGGGACUGGUUCCCCUUUUCCUGCUACGGGAUAUUCGAGCUACGCACCACCAGAGGAAGAGCCCGAAGUUGUGAAAGAGUGGCGAAGCCGCAGAGAUGCCGAUCUUGCCCGGCGAGCUGAGGCUGCAGCAGAGAAGAAAGCCGCAACGAUAAAGAAAGCCCAAGAAGACAUCGAUGACUUUUACGUAUCUUACGGUAACCGUGCCGACAAGGCUCGCACCCAAACCCGUACCGAAGCUGAACAAUUCCUUGCCAACCGAGAAGACACCUCUGCUGGCGGCACUAGCUGGGAACGUAUUGCUAAAUUGGUCGAUGUCUCUGGUAAAGGUGUGAAAGGCGGUGCUAGUGGAUCUGGAAAAGAACGUUUCCGUGAACUGCUUGUCGACUUGCGAAAGGACUCGAAUGCGCCUGGUGCCUCGGGCGUCUAACUUCAAACUUGAUUCAAGUUAUGUCAUGGCGGGCGUGGACACUAUGUGAAUAUUGCAAUAGAGGGCUGAGUUUACGGAUAUGAACUUCAAAACAAACAUGAUUAUGAUGCAAAAUAAGGGCAUCUGGAAGCCUCUGUCUUUGGAGCUAGCCAAACCGACGAUGUCUCUGCCUUUUAUCAACCCUUUUAUCCCUGCCAGUCUCGUCAUCAUUUUGAUCUUGAAAAGAUCAAUGAUUAUUAUUUCUCUUUGGCGGAUUUGAAGUGCGAGCCCUGGAAAUAAUAAUCACCUUGUAGUCUUAUUUCAUUAUUGGGGGCAUCGGUUGAAUUUAUGAUUUGUUACUUUUUUACCCAUUCUACUUUCUGUUCCAUAUAUCGAUAGCAAUGCAAUGGAGUUUUACAGU